Molecule: messenger RNA, 228 nt
Organism: Protopolystoma xenopodis
Lineage: Eukaryota; Metazoa; Platyhelminthes; Monogenea; Polystomatidea; Polystomatidae
Source: the annotation of a GenBank genome assembly
AUGACUGCAAUCACGACCUGCCUGAACGGCAACAUGUCAUCUCACCACCAGAAAGACACCACACUGACAAAGAUCUUCGUCGGCGGUCUGCCUUAUCACACAACGGAUGAAAGUUUGCGUCAGUUCUUCGAGCAUUUCGGCUCCAUAGAGGAAGCCGUUGUUAUCACGGACCGGCACACAGGCAAAAGCAGAGGCUAUGGAUUUGUAAGUAGAAGCAAGCAACCAUAA